This is a messenger RNA of Eurytemora carolleeae, 456 nucleotides long. Its product is annotated as PE-PGRS family protein PE_PGRS26-like. The record is from RefSeq and is a predicted model, not a curated record. Bases 1 to 456 code for a protein of 151 amino acids. The transcript is spliced from 2 exons. NCBI's taxonomy places the organism in Eukaryota, Metazoa, Arthropoda, Copepoda, Calanoida, Temoridae.
AUGGAGUUCAUUGAAGGAGGAACAAAAGGAACUGGGGGAACAGGGGGCACAGGAGGAACAGGGGAACACAGAAACAGGAGGAAGAGGUGGAAUAGGAGGAACAGAGAUAGAGGAGGAACAAGUAGAACAGGAGGAACAGAAGAAUCAUGGGAACAGUUAAAAACAGGGGGAACAGGAAAAACAGGUGGAACAGAUGGAACAGGAGGAACAGGAGGAACAACAGUAAUAGGAGGAACAAGUGAAACAGAAGGAACAGGAGAAACAGGAGGAAAAGGAGAAAAGGAGGAACAGAAGGAGCAAAUGGAACAGGAGGCACAGAAGAAACUGGAGGAACAGGAGGAACAGGAAGAAAAGGAUAAAAAGGGAGGAACAGGAGGAACAGAACAAAUAGAAGGAGGAGCAAUAGAGGAACAGGAUUCAGGAGGAACAAAAAGGAUAGAUAUAGAUAAUAGAUAA